Molecule: messenger RNA, 3004 nt
Organism: Gossypium raimondii (Peruvian cotton)
Lineage: Eukaryota; Viridiplantae; Streptophyta; Magnoliopsida; Malvales; Malvaceae
Product: 26S proteasome non-ATPase regulatory subunit 2 homolog A
Exons: 25
Coding region: 80-2740 (886 amino acids)
Biological process (GO): regulation of protein catabolic process; proteasome-mediated ubiquitin-dependent protein catabolic process
Cellular component (GO): proteasome storage granule; proteasome complex; proteasome regulatory particle, base subcomplex
Molecular function (GO): enzyme regulator activity
Source: RefSeq, a predicted model, not a curated record
CUAGAUGCAUCGGAAAAAAACAACUCAUUCUCGUUCUCACUCCCAACCGGAAAGUUAGAAACCCUAUGCCCUAGCUUUCAUGGCUUAUCGGGAAAAUGACACCGGAACUACCCAAACCAAGCCUCUGCCUAAGGAUACCAAGAAGAAAGAUGUUAACAAGGAGGAUCUUCAUGCACAAUUAGAAGAAGACUUGGCUCUUAAGCAACAUUUGGAGUUACGCGUAGAGAGAAUUUAUGACGUUGAUCCUGAAGUCCAAAAAGUAGCUCUUGAGAGCAUGAGGCAAGAAGUCCGCACCUCAAUUAGCUCCAUGACUUAUGUUCCAAAGCUGUUGAAGUUUCUCCGACCUCAUUACCGAACCCUAAAGGCAUUUUAUGAGACUAUGCUUGAUUCAGGUUUGAAGAAAUACCUAGCUGAUAUAUUAUCUGUGUUGGCAUUGACCAUGUCUGUAGAGGUCAAGCGGGAGAGCUUGAAGUACAGAUUGUUGGGUUCAGAAGGCGACAUUUGUUCAUGGGGCCAUGAAUAUGUGAGGAUAUUGGCAGGAGAAAUUUCGCAAGAGUAUCUGAUGCGACAGAGUGAAGAUGCCCCAGUUGACGAUCUAAUGGAGCUUGUGGAACAAAUUGUUGCUUUUCACAUGAAGCACAAUGCUGAGUCUGAAGCUGUUGAUCUUUUGAUGGAGGUUGACGAUCUUGACCCUUUAACUGAGCAUGUUGAUAUUACAAAUUUCAGGAAAACCUGUCUAUACCUCACUAGUGCCGCGAGAUAUCUUCCGGAUCCAGAUGACAUUUUAUUUAUGGAUACUGCAUACUCAAUAUAUCUUGUGUUUUACGAAUUUGCAAGUGCACUUCAGAUUGCGCUUUUCCUUGACAACCUGGAGCAUGUUUGCGAGGUGUUCACUUCUUGUGAUGAUCUAUUGAUGAAGAAGCAAUUUUGCUACAUUCUUGCUCGACAAGGGAUUAAUUUUGAACUUGAUGAUGAUAUGGUUGAGGAUGAUGAAGAUAGAGAACUGUCACAGGCUAUCAUCAACAACGUUAAAUUAAGUGAAGGUUAUCUCACCCUUGCUCGUGAUAUUGAGGCUAUGGAGCCUAAAUGUCCAGAAGACGUCUAUAAGACUCACUUGCUUGAUGGUCGUGCUAUUGCUGGUGCAAAUGUUGAUACAGCUAGAGAAAAUUUGGCUGCUACAUUUGUCAAUGCUUUUGUUAAUGCAGGUUUUGGCAAGGACAGGUUAAUGACAGACCUGGCUGACUCUUCAAGUGAUGGUUCAUCUGGAAAUUGGCUUUUCAAAAACAAAGAACAUGCGAAGAUCAGUGUUGUAGCAAGUUUGGGCAUGAUUCUAUUGUGGGAUGUCAACUCUGGGCUUGCUCAGAUUGACAAGUAUUUACAUAGCGAUGAUAACUACGUGAUUGCUGGAGCAUUAUUAGGAGUUGGGCUCGUCAACUGUAGUGUUACUAAUGAUUAUGAUCCUGCUUUGGCACUUCUGAGUGAAUAUAUAAAUAAAGAAGAUUCUUCAAUCCAAAUUGGUGCAAUUAUGGGUUUGGGGAUUGCAUACGCAGGUGCUCAAGAUGAGCAGAUACUUAACAGCCUGAUUGCCAUACUUAAACAUGAAAAUGUCCCCCACGAUGUCAUUGCCUUUACUGCAAUUUCAUUGGGUUUGGUUUUCGUGGGUUCCAGUAAUGGGGAGGUUGCGCAGGCAAUUACAGAUGCUUUAACAGGCAGAAGUGUGUCAGAACUAGGGCAGCCACUAAGUCGGCUUCUAGUCCUUGCUCUUGGUCUUAUAUACCUUGGGAAACAGGAAGGUAUGGAGGCCACUUCGGAGGUCUCAAAAUCUUUUUCGAAAAAGAUGAGAAAUUACGUUGAUAUCACAUUGCUUUCUUGUGCCCAUGCCGGAACUGGGAAUGUUCUGACGGUCCAGAAGCUUCUUGGUCAUUGUUCACAUCUUGAAAACGCUGAAACCUCCCAAGGUUCUGCUGUGCUUGGGAUUGCCAUGGUAGCAAUGGCUGAAGAGGUAGGUCUUGAGAUGUCAAUUCGUUCACUGAAGCAUUUUUUGCAGUAUGGUGAGCAGAAAAUUCGGCGAGCAGUUCCUUUGGCUCUUGGUCUUCUGUGUAUAUCAAACCCAAAGGUCAAUGUGAUGGACACUUUAAGUAGGCUUAGUCAUGAUACAGAUUUAGAAGUUGCAAUGGCUGCUGUUAUCUCCUUGGGUUUGAUAGGUGCUGGAACUAAUAAUGCUCGCAUAGCUGGCAUGCUACGCAAUCUUUCAAGUUUUUAUUACAAUGUUCCUGGCCUUUUAUUUUGUGUGCGAAUUGCUCAAGGUUUAGUACAUAUGGGGAAGGGUCUGUUGACACUUAAUCCCUAUCAUUCUAAUCGCCUUUUGUGUUCACCGACUGCACUAGCUGGUUUGGUUACAAUGCUGCACGCAUGUCUUGAUAUGAAAUCUAUUAUUCUGGGGAAAUACCAUUUUGUUCUUUACUACCUUGUUUUGGCAAUGAAGCCAAGGAUGUUAAUGACUUUGGACAAAAACCUAGAACCUAUUUCAGUCCCCGUUCGGGUGGGGGAGGCUGUUGAUGUUGUAGGCCAUCCUGGCCAACCCAAAACUAUCACUGGUUUCCAGACCCAUUCAACCCCUGUCCUUCUGGCUGCCGGUGAGAGAGCAGAGCUGGCUACUGAAAAGUAUGUCCCCCUCUCGCCCAUCCUAGAGGGAUACGUUAUUUUGGUAGAAAAUACCGAGUACAUGGAAGAUAAUUAGGUUGAUAGCUGAAAAUUUGGAGGCAUGGUAGGCUACGUUAGCUUCUAGUUUUUGGUUACUUUAUGAUUUGUUGUGUAUAAUAGUAAAAUUCCCGUUUUUUCUUUACAACUGCCCCUCUGCUUAUAAUCGCAAAUUGCCGCUAGGCAAAAAAAAAAAAAAACAAUUUGGAGGAAAAAAAUUUAGGGUUUUUAAGCGUUACUUAAUAGGCUUUUUUCAAUGAAAGAAAUAAUAUAAAACUCUUACAAUAUUAUAGUAAUUAUUUUA